AAUGGAUGGACAUCUUGAGAUCGAAGCAUAAAAACUUAAUAUAUCAGGUUACUACCUUGUCUAUAUCUCAUAGAUAAUAUGGAAAAUGAAGCCAUGGGAGAUGUGGAGAAAUAUUUUUAAUCUUCUCAUGCAAAUAGGAAAGAGUUGCCUGUGAUUCGAGUAUUUGAAGAUUCAUGUUCGGAUUUACCAUAAUCAGAUCAACCUUUCGAAAAUCCAGGGGAAUCCAUUUUCGAUGAUUUAGGUCUUGAAAAACUAUAAAUUUAAUCUGUUUAAUCUGUACACAGUGAUGGAAGAGCAACCUCUUGGAGCCAUACUGAUGAUAACAAUUCUUUGAAUAAACAAUAUCUUAAAAGACCUAGAACAAGACAAUAAUUAAGCAACAAAAUUGUGGAGAGUAAUUAGGAUCUCUUUAAUGUACACUAUGCUAAAAGUUUAUAUACAAGCAAAAUUAGUUAAUUGGUUGAUAAAAAGAUUACAACUAAUCCAAAAUCAAAUCGAAUUUCGUAAUUUCAUAAAUAUUAUUCUAAAUAGAAAGAGUCAAUAGAAAAUAAAAAGAAAGUCUUCACAUUAACUUAUUGAAACAUCAGAUUAAUCUGAAUAAAAAAGCUCACUUUAAUCAGGAGGUGAGAUGUCAGAGGACAAAUUAGCAAAAAAUAGAGUUGCGGCUCGAAAUUCAAGAGCAAGAAAGAGACUUUAUUUUGAGUUAUUAGAAAAUAAAGUAAAGGAUUUGUAAGAUGAAAUUGAUAGAUUAAAUGAAGUUUGUUAGAAUUAAGCAAAAUAAAUACAAAAAUAUAGAGAGUGUUAAGAAAAUGUAUAAAUAUUUAAAAAUUAUCAAAGUAUUAGUUCUAAUUAGAGACCUAGAAAAAAUUAAUAGAAUAGUUAGAAGUAUGUUAAAUCAAGGAUUAAGAUUUAGAGACAACAAAAUUUGUAUUAGAACAAAUGAAAGAAUGUUAAUUAAAUUCUGAUAAGAAUAUGGUUGGAAAUUAAUAUAUAGAAAAUCUAUUAGAGAUUUUAUUACCCAUAGAAUUAAAAUAUAUUGUAUAUAGUUAUGAUCAAAAUAAAGAUUUGUUAUCAGAUUUUUAAGGGUAUAAUAUUUAAAUAGAUAUUUAGUUCUUUUUUUGAAUGGACCAAAGAAACAUAUUAGAUAAUGGAUGUUAAACAAGAAUAAUUGAGAAAGAUUAGAAAAUAAAAGGAGAAGCUAAAUUGUAUUAAAAAAACUAUAACAAGGUAUUAAUAUUUAUUAUUUAUUUUAGUUGUAUAAAUAAUCUUUACACUUCAGUAAAGAUGAUAAUUAGUGAAACUUAAAAGGUUGAUUCUAUUUGGAAGUGUAUUUAUGAGACAUUGGAACCAUUAUAAUUGAGAUCUUUGUUAUUAACAAUUUAUUAAGUAAGAGUGAAUAUAGAUUAUUUUUAGAAUUAACAUAGACCAGUUUUUGAUUGUAGUAAUUUAUUUAGCGAUUGUAAAUAUUUCAAAUAAAAUCCAUAAGUAUUUAAUUUAGAUAUAUUAUUAGAGUUAAACUGAUGCAAACUGUUAACGGCCUGCAAAUCUAAGAUAAUAUGUAAAAAAAAAUAAUUGA
Messenger RNA from Paramecium primaurelia, 1576 nucleotides. Lineage: Eukaryota; Ciliophora; Oligohymenophorea; Peniculida; Parameciidae. The record is from the annotation of a GenBank genome assembly.